Thecamonas trahens ATCC 50062 is the source of this 1903-nucleotide messenger RNA. RefSeq names its product Ser/Thr protein phosphatase. Lineage: Eukaryota; Apusomonadida; Apusomonadidae. The coding region runs from base 59 to 1903 and encodes 614 amino acids. Gene Ontology annotation, molecular function: hydrolase activity; protein binding. The record is from RefSeq and is a predicted model, not a curated record. The transcript has a single exon.
CAACCCAUCACCGUCACCGCCACACCCGCACCCACGGCCGCGGCUGAGGAUACAUUCCAUGGGCGGGAAGGGGAGCAAGAGCAAGCCUGAGGUCGACAUGGCCCUGGCGGCCGACUUGCUCGUCGCCGCCUGCGCCGACGACUCGGCCGACGAGCUCGUUGGCUACCUGGAGACGGUCAAUGCCACGCCGUUUGUCAAGGCGACAGCAGUGGUUGAGCUGGCGGGUCGUGGAUCCGACAACUUUGGAUCGGGAUCGGCGCUGGCGUUUGCGGUCGCUGCCGGUGCUGCUGACGUCGUUGCAGCACUCAUCGACGCCGGUGCCCCGCCGACAGCCUACCUCCCGUCGGGCACUCCGCUCAUCUUUGUGGCCUGGGAGGCAGGCGCGUACUCGCUGGCGCAUGCUAUGCUAGAGGCCGCGACCAAAGGCGAUGGAAAGUCACUCAAGUAUCUCAAGGACGGCGAGCAGCGAUCGCUGUUACACCGAAUGGUGGCGUCGGACGCGGUGCUCGACGGCGUCACCGCUCCGCCGCUCGCAAGUUGGCUGGCGUUGAUGGUGGCUGGCGGAGCUGUGCUUUCCGACAAGGACAAGGACGGCGCGUCGGCUGUCUUUGCUGCCGUUGCCUCACAGUGGCGGUAUGCCGAUGAGCUGCUGGCGUUUGUGGCGAGCCAUCGCGAGGCGUGCUCAACCAUUGUCGAGGGCGGCGACGUGGCCAACGCAUCUGGUGACUCGCGUGGCACCUCGCUGCUUCAUGCCGCCGUCAGCUCUGGCUCGCUCAGUCUGGUCCAGGCUGUCCUCCAGCUCAAGCCAGCCCUCGAUGCGGCGCGCUGCGAUGGAGUCACCCCGCUGGCGAUGGCGGUCUCGUCAGGGGCGGCCGACAUGGUGAACCUGCUGCUGGCGGCUGUUGCCGAGCGGCCCGAGGCUGAUCUUGCUCUUGGCAUGCGAACUGCAGCCGGCGAGUCACUUCUCACUCUUUGCGGUGACAACGCGGCGCUGCGAGCAACGGUUGCCGGCGCAAUGACAGCUGCGCAGCUGGCGCGCGUCGAAGCCGACGAUGCUAUGCACAGAGCCGCCGGCUGCACCCCCGACACUGCGCUGCGAAUCCAGCUCAUCUCCGACGUCCACACCGAGUUCUUUGAUGAGUGGCGCGAGCUUCUGAUUCCGGCCGCACCGGUCCUGGCACUGCUCGGCGACAUCGGGCUUGUGUACCAGGACAAGUACCGUGAGUUUGUGUUGGAGCAGACGACUCGGUUCGAGCACGUCAUUCUCCUUGCUGGCAACCACGAGUACUACGCCGACAAGACCGGGGCAUGUCCAAAGCAAAGUGUGUCGCAGAUCCUGGCAAGCAUGACCGCGCUCGCGGGCGAGGCUGACAAUCUGCACUUUCUGGACAACGCGGUGCUUGAUCUAGGGGUUUUCCGCAUUGCAGGCACCACGCUUUGGGGGUGCGUCCCGGACGCUGACAUCGACGCGGUGCAAAUGCGGAUGAACGACUACCGGCGGAUCUGGAUCAGCGAUGAGGCGCGACUGACGGUGCGCGAGACGAACGAGUGGCACGCCACCGCCGUCGCGUUUGUGGCUGCCGAGGCAGCCGCCGCCGCCGCCGCGGACCAGACGCUUGUGGUUCUUAGCCACCACGCGCCAACCAUUGCCGCCGGCUACUCCAACAUCGACUUUUACGGCUCGAACCUGACGGGUGCGAUGGGCUCGGACCAGAGCGAACUGCUGCAGCACGAUGCUCUCUCGCUCUGGGCAUACGGCCAUCUCCACUGGUUCUACGACCGGGUUGACAGCUCGGGCACCCGGAUUGUCUCGCAUCCCAAGGGCUACCCUCACGACAAGCUCGAGUGGGCCCGCGAUGGCCUGGUGGUGACUGUGGAACACAGGAUCGGCGUGAGCGCAUGA